AUGGCUCCUAAAUCCAAAGCCCGCCUCACCCCCUCCACCAAAUCCACCACCACCAGCUCCUCAUCCCCACCACACCCCUUCAAACCCGCCCCCGCCGCCCUCCAACCCUUCUGCGCCACGCUCCCGCCCGGCCAUGUCUACAUCACGCACGUGGACCCGCGGCCGUCCGCCGCCAAGCGCAAGCUGUUCCUGAUCCCCAUCGGCAUCAACCUGACGGUGAUCGCGCUGUUCGUGUGGCGGGUCGCGCACAUCACGCCCUACUACCUCGCGCUGGCCAUGUCGAUGCUGGGGCACAGCAACGAAACCACCCUGCAGACCGCCGACCUGACGUGGGCGGAGCUGGGGUGGGCGGUUGCGCGGCGCGCGGCGACGUUCCUGCUGGAUUUCGUGCUGGGCGUGUUUGUGUGGCCGUGGCCGUACGAGUUCUUUGUGGGCACCACGGGGCGUGGUAGUCCCGUUGCUUGGCGCUGGGCGGUCGGGUUCCGGGAUCGUGAGGUCUAUGUGCGUCGGAGUCGGGAUGGGUGGGAUGGGGUGCUGCGCAAGGAGAAGGUGGAUUUGUUUGAUUCCGAGGCGGCUGAGGCGAGGGAGGGCCGGGAUGCGAUCUUGUCGCGGGUGAGGACGGCGACGGCGCCCAUGUUUAUGCAGCAGAAGACGGGGUAUUUGACGAUGAAUGGGGAGUGGGAUUUGGAUUGGAGGGGGAUGGUGGAUGCGACGCGGCUGGUGGAUUCGAAGGAGAUCGCGCUGGAGGCGUUCGGGACGGUGGUGUUGUUGCACCAUGCGAAGUUUGGUUGGGUGAGCGUGGAUUUGGGGAAUGGUGAUAAUGCGGAACAGGACGAGAGGCGGCGACAGGUGAUGGCUUUCAGGGAUGCUCUCGCGGCGCUGGGGAAGGAAGACCUGUUCUUCCGGUGGGUGGAGAUGAUUCAGUUCGAGACCGACCAGCCGGGUGGGUUCACAAGGGAGAAGCAGGUUGUGGCCGCGCAAAAGAUUCGGGACAUGUUCAAGACCAACGGGGUGGAUUUUGAUGGCCUUUGGAAGGAGGCCGUGGGUACGGAUGGGCUGGCCGGAAGAGUAAAUAUUAAAAGCGGACUUUCCGCGGUGCGUUCGCAGAAUGCGCUGGUACAGGCAGCAAGAGAUUUAGAGGUAAGGUACUAUCCUACGACGUGA
This is a messenger RNA of Chaetomium globosum CBS 148.51, 1164 nucleotides long. RefSeq lists its product as uncharacterized. The transcript is spliced from 2 exons. The record is from RefSeq and is a predicted model, not a curated record. Bases 1 to 1164 code for a protein of 387 amino acids. Lineage: Eukaryota; Fungi; Ascomycota; Sordariomycetes; Sordariales; Chaetomiaceae.